AGGAUAGGUGAGAUUGUUGGUAUGAGCUGUGCCGCGAGAAUAAGUUAACUGUGGUGUUUGGUUUGGUUUGAGGGUUACACACGAAAAUACACAAUGGACUUAAUGGAGUUAUGGGCAAUUUUCGGCCCCGGCGUCGCAGGCGCCGUCUUUGGCGCCGGCUGGUGGAUCUGGCUUGACGCCGUCGUCUGUAGCUCCGUUACCGUUGCCUUCCUCCACUACCUCCCUGGAAUUUUUGCAUCUCUUGCGGCUUUGAUGUUCAAUUGCGUUAGAAAAGAAGACAUUGAUUAUUCUCCCUACGACGAAGGCGAGUGGAGACUGAAGCUGUGGCUCUUCAUUGCAUAUGUUGUAUCCUUUGUUUCCUUAGCUGGUUCAGCAGGUCUACUGAUCCAAGAUUCAAUUGAUAAAUCAGCUCCUUCAGUUUGGACAGGUGUUGCAGGUGUUUUGCAGUGUGUUUUUGUCUUGAUCAGUGGACUUGUAUAUUGGACUUCUCAUCCUGAAUAAGGCACACGAAGAUAUAACUUGAAGAUUCAAAUUAUGCCAGGUUAUGUCCACCCAUGUAUCAUCUUGUUUAUUUUAUGUGACGGGAAAUGGCUGACUUCAUGUAAAUCAGUAAAUGUAAAUUGUGCUAACAAUCUUGAGCCUCCGGGUAGAUUCAUAAUAUCUUGUUUCAUAUAGUUGAUCAAGAUCUGUUACCUGAAUUGUAGUCGCUUGGUGUUGGUAUCUAUAAUGUCCUCCCCCAUCCCCUCUUAAUAUUUUGAACUUACAGCAUAGAGGAAAGGAAUUUCUUUAUGGUUCUAACUGGGAAUAAUUCUGUUGACGACAUCUAGGUUUGACCAGAAAAACUCUAAAUGGAGAAUUCAGAUAAGUUAUGUAUGAAAGUUUGUGUAAAUAGCAUUUUCACUGUGAGCAGCUAAGGUAGGACUUGACAGAGAUUCCCAGACACAAUUCUCCGUCCUUCAUUUAUACUCGUAAGUCGUCUUCUUUGAAAAAUUACAUAAAAGGCCGAGAGUCCGAGCAAAAUAAAUAGAUAAAUAAACUUCUGUUAAACGGGGGCUAUGGAAGCCCUGCAUGCACAGCUUGAGUCAAUUGCCCAUGACAAGCGGGCGGAAGUUUCCAUGUUAAUAGCCAUUAGGUUCUGUGUUGUAGAAAAUUGGCAUUGUACCUGGCGUGACUGAUAACUCUGAUACGACAUUUCCAUGGCUUUUUGAUAGCCGGUGUGAUUAUGGAGUUCACUGUGGAAGGGCUAGUGCAGUUGCAACCUCCAAAUAUAAAGUGGCCGGAUGGACACUGGUCAUCACUGUUUUGUGGAACUCAUGUUCAGACGGGUUCUGCUUAAUGCAAUAUGUCUUGACAUUUCAAUAAAAUUAGACUUCACGUUCUUUC
Molecule: messenger RNA, 1383 nt
Organism: Abrus precatorius (Indian licorice)
Lineage: Eukaryota; Viridiplantae; Streptophyta; Magnoliopsida; Fabales; Fabaceae
Product: transmembrane protein 50 homolog
Exons: 4
Coding region: 94-501 (135 amino acids)
Biological process (GO): protein targeting to vacuole; late endosome to vacuole transport via multivesicular body sorting pathway
Source: RefSeq, a predicted model, not a curated record